GACACAAGGCUCAGGGAGAGAGGAGGGACCAGUGAAGAAAAUGCUGCGUGUCUGUUUUAUAGAUGAGAACGUCUAACCCUGAGAUCAUUUGGGAUCAUUUCCAGAGUCUGACUGAGAAACUUGCGUACUUGAGGCUACCCCUGACUGGGGGUCUGUGGAAUUCUACCUUGGACUAGAGUUACAGACGUCGACGUCUUGCUGCCUGAAGUCAUACUGGUUGUUGGCAGAGUUCCUUAGUGGAGAGGCGCGUUUUGAAUGGAGCGUUUCUUUCGAGCGUCACUGCGUGAGCCAUCUGUGGAUCACUGGUCUCUGUGGGAAUUUCGGAAGUAAGCUAGAUUGGCUAUGGAAUGUUUGUUGUUGGAUGUCGUCGGACGUGAGGAGAAACACACACACACACACACACACCCACCCCUGUUUUGAAUGACUCUGCUGUCUGUCCCCCACACGGAAUUCCUGCCAGAUGUGUGUGUGCACAGCAGUGAGGCGUGUUAUCCUGCGGAAUUUUCUCUUUCUCAUAUCCUAAUCAGACCUUUUCUGGAAGCCCACGUCUUGCAAGUGUUUUUGUUUUUUCUGAGGUAAAAAAAAAAGUCUGUUGGGAAACUUAACAAGAUUGCCUUCCCGUUAACUCCCGACACAUCUCCCGACAAUGCCUAAGCCCGAGAUCAUCCCAGACUUUGCCGUUUUCCAGGACGCUCAGGAUCUCAUUCUCGACCACUAGAGUUAGUCAUCGUGUCUCUUCGUGGUCUGGCUGUCUUUGUGCGCUUUCCGAAAAAGGCUUUCCUUAAAACUCUGGGAGGAUUUGUCUGACGGUGCUGUUUGUCGUAACUGCGGCAUUCACAUUCCUCUGGUUGGCUCAUGCCUGUUGUCACCCUUCAGGUCAAAGGCUGGAAUGUCCUGAAUCAGCCCCCCGGCUCAAAACACAGACUCCCAGCGUCAGCGGUAGUCAGCGCUGAUGGGACCUGCUGCUCCGCUAUGAGCCUUCACCAUGGCGUCUGCGGCUACGCCAACACGGCGGCGGCCGGCGGCAGCAUGCGCCGGCGCCUGGAGGACCAGGAGUUCACCCUACGCGUCUACCCGGGCGCCCUGGCCGAGGGCACCAUCUACUGCCCCGUGGCCGCCCGUAAGAGCACCACGGCCGCCGAGGCCAUCGAGCGCCUACUGGAGUGCCUGAGCCUGGACCGGACCAAAUGCUAUGUGCUGGCUGAGGUGAAGGAGUUUGGCGGGGAGGAGUGGAUCCUCAACCCUAGCGACUGUCCCGUCCAGAGGAUGAUGCUUUGGCCCCGCAACGCCCUGGAGGACCGCUGCGGCCUGGGCAGCGGUGAGGACUACCGCUUCUUGCUGCGCGAGAAGAACCUGGACGGCUCCAUUCACUACGGGGGAAGCCUCCAGAUGUGGCUGCGUGUGACGGAGGAGCGCCGGCGCCUGGUCGAGCGUGGUUUCCUGCCCCAGCCUGCGGGCGGUGAGCACCCAUCGGACCUGUGCGCGCUCCCUGAGCUGACGGAGCGCGCCAUGCUAGAGAGCCUUCGCGCUAGGUUCCGCCAGGAGCGGAUCUACACAUACGUGGGCUCCAUCCUCAUCGUUGUCAACCCCUUUCGCUUCCUGCCCAUCUACAACCCCAAGUACGUCAAGAUGUAUGACAACCACGCCCUGGGCAAGCUGGAGCCGCACAUCUACGCGGUGGCGGACGUGGCGUACCACGCCAUGCUCCAGCGGCGGCGGAACCAGUGCAUCGUUAUCUCUGGGGAGAGUGGCUCAGGGAAGACCCAAAGCACCAACUUCCUGAUUCAUCACCUGACCGCUCUCAGCCAGAAGGGAUUUGCUAGUGGGGUGGAGCAGAUCAUCCUGGGGGCGGGGCCUGUGUUAGAGGCCUUUGGGAACGCCAAGACAGCUCACAACAACAACUCCAGUCGCUUUGGAAAGUUCAUCCAGGUCAACUACCAGGAGAGUGGGACUGUCCGAGGAGCAUAUGUGGAGAAGUACCUUCUGGAGAAGUCACGUCUGGUCUACCAGGAGCACAACGAACGGAACUAUCAUGUGUUCUACUACCUGUUGGCUGGAGCCAGUGAGGAUGAGAGGAGAGCGUUUCAUCUGCUCCAACCUGAGGAGUACCACUACCUUAACCAGAUGACAAAGAAAUCCCACAGACCCUCUUGGGAAAAUUACUAUGAGAGCGAGCUGCAGGACUGCUUUACUGUGGAAGGGGAAGACCUGAAGCACGACUUUGAGCGAUUGCAGCUGGCUAUGGAGAUGGUGGGUUUCCUGCCCGCCACACGCAAACAGAUCUUCUCCCUGCUGUCUGCCAUCCUCCACCUGGGAAACAUCCGCUACAAGAAGAAGACCUAUAGAGAAGACUCCAUAGACAUCUGCAACCCAGAGGUUCUCCCCACGGUCUCAGAGUUGCUUGAGGUGAAGGAAGAGAUGCUGUUCGAGGCUUUAACUACGAGAAAGACUGUGACAGUGGGAGAGAGGCUGAUUGUGCCAUACAAACUGGCCGAGGCUGGCACCGUGCGGGACUCCAUGGCCAAAUCCCUGUACAGCGCGCUGUUUGACUGGAUCGUAUUCAGGACCAACCAUGCCCUGCUCAACAACAAAGACCUGGAGGACAGUGCUAAGAUUCUUUCAAUUGGAGUGCUGGACAUCUUUGGCUUUGAGGACUAUGAGAACAACAGCUUUGAGCAGUUCUGCAUCAACUUUGCCAACGAGAGGCUCCAGCACUACUUUAACCAGCACAUCUUCAAGCUAGAGCAGGAGGAGUACAGGGCAGAGGGCAUCAGCUGGCACAACAUCGACUACAUCGACAACACAGCCUGCAUCAAUCUCAUCAGCAAGAAGCCCACCGCGCUGCUCCACCUGCUGGACGAAGAGUGCAAUUUCCCCCAGGCAUCUAACCAAACUCUGCUGGACAAGUUCAAGCGGCAGCAUGAGGGGAACAGCUAUAUCGAAUUCCCGGCAGUCAUGGAGCCUGCCUUCAUAAUCCGCCACUACGCCGGAAAGGUCAAGUACGGCGUCAAGGACUUCAGAGAGAAGAACACAGACCACAUGCGUCCGGACAUCGUGGCCCUCCUGAAGAGCAGUAAGAACGCCUUCAUCUGUGGCCUGAUGGGCAUCGAUCCCGUGGCCACGUUCCGCUGGGCCGUCCUCAGGGCCUACUUCCGGGCCAUGGUGGCCUUCAGGGAGGCCGGGAGGAGACACACUGACAAAAAAACUGGGAAUGACGUUGCUGUACCCUGUAUUGUCAAGAGCAUGGACACCUUCAGCUUCCUCCACCACCCUGUGCACCAGAGGAGCCUGGAGAUCCUGCAGAGAUGCAAAGAUGAGAAAUACAGUAUCUCUAGAAAAGCUCCUCGUAGCCCCCUGUCAGACCUCCAGGGCGCCAACACACUGAAUGAAAAGUCGGCCAGGGAUGUUUAUGGCGUGAGCUGCAACGGACGUAGUUCCAUUCAAAGUCGCCUGGCCUCCUCCAGCUCCGAGUUCGAAGACGGCAUCUUCGUAAACUCCACUAGCAGCAAGCUCCUGGAGAGAGCCCAGGGCAUCCUCAUGCGGAACAAAAAUUAUAAGUCCAAGCCCAGCCUACCAAAGCACCUGUUGGAUAUCAAGUCUCUGAGGUACCUGAGCAGCGUGACCCUCCACGAUCGCAUCACAAAGUCUCUCCUCCACCUACACAAGAAGAAGAAACCGCCCAGCAUCAGUGCCCAGUUUCAGGCCUCACUGAACAAGCUGAUGGAGACACUUGGUCAGUCGGAGCCCUACUUUGUCAAAUGUAUCCGCUCCAACGCCGAUAAGCUCCCACUGCGUUUCAACGAUGCUCUAGUGCUUAGACAGCUGAGGUACACAGGCAUGUUGGAGACGGUCCGCAUCCGCCAAUCAGGAUACGCCAUCAAAUACACCUUCCAGGACUUUGUGCGUCACUUCCGUGUACUCUUGGCAGACAACACUAGACCAACCAAAUCUGGCAUCAGGGAGUUCUUUCGUCAGGUUCACCUGGCUCCGGCUGGUUAUCAAGUGGGCAACACAAUGGUGUUCCUGCGCGAGGCAGAGCGUCAGCGUCUGCAGGCCCUACUCCACACUGAGGUGCUCCGGCGCAUUGUCACACUUCAGCGGCGCUUCCGGGCCCGCCUGGAGAGAAAACACUUCAUCACCAUGAAACAGGCCACUGAUGUCAUCCAGGUGUGGUGGCGGAGAUGCCUACUCAGACAAUCAGAGAGCGCCAUGGACCCAGCCGUCCAGGAGGAGGCAGCAGUGUGCCUGCAGUCGGCAUGGAGGCGUUACAGGGAGCGCAGGCGCUUCCUACAGUGGCGGGAGUCUGCCUUGAUAAUACAGAGGAGCUGGAGAAACUGGAGCCAGCGCAGGGCUAUGGCGGCCAUUACGGUUCAGACAGCCUGGCGGACCUACAGAGAGCGAGCUCACUACUGUAGGACACGCGAUGCAGUUACACUGCUACAGGCAGCGGUCAGAGGCUACCUGACACGCCUGAGGAUCAGAGCGCUAAAAGAGCAGUGUGUUCAUGAAAAGUUUAACGGACAAAGCUUUCCUACCAACGAAGAAGAGGCAGAGGGGAUUGUGGACCUUGAUAAGGACACCACAGAGAACCAUUUCCUUGAGAUCACCUGUGAUCGUGACAUCCGAGUCAUGUCCACGGUCUGGGCCAAUGAAGACCAGAAGGAGCCGAAGCGUUCCGUGGACGAAGACGAGGAGGAAGGAGAGAGUGAGAGGAGCCAGGGUAUCGAGGAGCCCACUAGCCUCAAGACGCGGGCCAAGCGUCAGAACCGGCGCAUGAGAGAGCUGGAGCAGGCCCAGUUCAGUUUGGAGCUGCUCAAGGUGCGAACCCACAGCACGGUUGGGCCCCUGCAAGAGAAGACCCCAGUACGUCCCUGUUCGGACAGCGCCCCCUGUCCCCUGGAUGGCCACCAACCCCUUCCGCCCUCCUCACCCAAUGGUGGUACACAGGCCACACCGCUCCAGACUUCGUCCCAAGAUGAUUCGCUUCACGUCUCCCGGGAGGCCAGGUUGCUGGCGGACCAGGGUGCGGAAAACGACACAGAUCCAAGCCUCAGGAUGGAGGUGCCACCGCCUAUGUUGCCUUCCCCUGUAAAGGAGGUGCUGUCUCCCCAAGCUACCUUCUACAUCCCCUCUGAGGACCGAUGCAGCAAGACAGAGAGCCCCGGCCGGCUGAAGGAGGGGCGACCGUCCACCACGCGGCGACCCGUGGUUGUCUUCAUCAGCAUGCAGAAGGAGACCCCACUCGACGAAGAAGAGCUGAGGGCGGUGCACGCCCAGGACAGUGCACUCCACUUGGGUGUGAACACCUCCGGCAUUACACCAAUCGCCGGCCUGGAAAUAUCAGAAACGGCCCAGGCGCACAGCGUCGCCACGCAGCCUCAGAAAGAUUCAGUCAGGCUUGACUGUUCCAGCUUAGCCCCUUCCUCCGGCUCUGCCCAUGACCUUUGUCCUUCCGAGGUAGACAUCCAAAUAGUCCUGGAGCCCAAGGCCCAGUCAGGAGAAGUAGUACUCAGCCAGGGGGAGAGGAAGGCUGGUAGUCCAGCGCAGGACCACUGGGUCUCCAUCAACAGUAUCCUGGAAGGCAGGGGAGCUGCAGCCAGAGCACCACAGAAGAAGUCCCCGUCGCAGACCAUCACAGUCAGCAUGACUGAAAAACCCCCGACCAACACUUCCUUUUCCCCCCGACGCAAACUGCCCUUCUCUAAGUCCGAUAAGGACCUGGUGAACAAGGAGCGGUCCUUGGCCUCGAGCCUUAGAGCCACUGCUGGACAGCGAGGCAAAGAGGUGAGCCGGCAUCGGCCCAAAAAGAAAGCCCGUAUGUCUCGGACCCGCUCCGACUUCCUGACCCGCUGUAACUCCGAGGGGGCGGGCCAGUCGGACGAUGACGAUGACGACUCUUACUACACCCCCGCCCAGUCCCGCACGUUGCCCCUCCUCUCACCGUCCCCCUUGACCGAACCUGAGGGCGACACAGAGCCAGCCUUUCACAGUGACUCCGAAAUGGCUUCUCACAAGGACCAGCAGAAGAAGAUCCACAAAACAAUGUCUUCGGGGGACCUGGGCAAGGUUGCAGCAAUUGGGAAAACAUCUGUUCAGGACGGGAGCAGGGUGCGAGCAAAAAUGGGGCGUUUCUGGGGCAAAGCCAGGCACUCUGAGAAGAAGCUGUCCAGAGAGAAGAAACAGGCCAGCAGGACCGAGUCCACCCAUGGAGACUGCAGUGACAAAACCGAGUCUCCCCCCCGCAGCCCUGACCUGUCGCUGACAAGGGGACGGGAGUCCAAGGAGAACAAGGAGCCCUCUCCCAGAGUGAGGCGGCGACGCAGCGUCAAGAUCAGCAGCGCAGCCCUAGAGCCCGCCCAGUGGCAGAACGAUGAACUGCACAUCCUCACCAGCGCCCACGACUACCGGAGCAUGAAUGACUUCCUCAUGAAGAAGAUAAACGACCUGGACUCAGAGGAUAGUAAAAAAGACACCUUGGUGGACGUGGUCUUCAAGAAGGCUCUGAAGGAGUUCCGCCUCAACAUCUUCAACUCCUACUCCACCGCCCUGGCCAUGGAUGACGGGAAGAGUAUCCGCUACAAGGACCUGUACGCCCUGUUCGAGCACAUCCUUGAGAAGAGCAUGCGGCUGGAGCAGAGGGACUGGAGCGAGUCACCCGUCAAGGUCUGGGUCAAUACCUUCAAGGUCUUCCUGGACGAGUUCAUGACCGAGUACAAAGCCGCAGAUGGAACCAUCAGCAAGGCACCCAAACCCGAACGCAAGAAGAGGAGGAAAAAGGAGAGCGACAUUGUGGAGGAGCACAACGGCCAUAUCUUCAAGGCCACCCAGUACAGCAUCCCCACCUACUGCGAGUACUGCUCCUCUCUCAUCUGGAUGAUGGACCGGGCCUGCGUCUGCAAACUGUGCCGCUACGCCUGCCAUAGGAAGUGCUGCUCCAGGAUGACCACAAAAUGUAGCAAGAAGUACGACCCAGAGCUGUCGUCCAGGCAGUUUGGUGUGGAGCUUUCUCGUCUUACCAGUGAGGAGAGGGCAGUGCCCCUGGUGGUGGAGAAGCUCAUCAACUACAUUGAGAUGCACGGCCUCUACACAGAGGGCAUCUUCAGGAAGUCUGGCUCCACCAAUAAGAUCAAGGAGCUCCGGCAGGGCUUGGACACUGACGUGAGCAGCAUGAACCUGGAUGACUACAACAUCCACGUCAUCGCAAGCGUGCUCAAACAGUGGCUCCGUGACCUGCCCAACCCUUUGAUGACCUUCGAACUCUACGAGGAGUUCCUCCGAGCCAUGGGCCAGCCAGACAAGCGGGAGGUGAUCCGUGGAGUGUACUCUGUGAUCGACCAGCUCAGCAGAACCCACCUGAGCACCCUGGAACGCCUCAUUUUCCACCUGGUCAGGAUAGCACUGCAGGAGGAAACCAACCGAAUGUCGGCCAACGCUCUGGCCAUCGUCUUCGCCCCCUGCAUCCUCCGCUGUCCCGACACCAUUGACCCCCUGCAGAGUGUCCAGGACAUCGGCAAGACUACAGCGUGUGUAGAGCUGAUCAUUGGGGAGCAGAUGAACAAGUACAGGGCCAGGCUGAAGGACAUCAACAGCCUGGAGUUUGCUGAGAACAAGGCCAAGAUCAGGCUGACUCACAUCAGGAGGUCCAUGAAACCUGUACUUAUCGCUGUUAGGUUUAUUGGCAUAACCCGCACGGCUACCCCGGGCAAAGGUCGUCAGCGGAGGGGUAGCAGCCACCACACGCCCUCCCCACCGCUCAGCCCCAGAGCUCCCCCAGGGGUGAACAAGGAGACAGGCGAAGAACUGGCAGAGCCAGGCCUGACGGACCAGGAACAGGUGGACAUGCAGCAGGAGGAGAGGGUCCUCAGCGAGCAGAUCGAGAGCCUUCAGAGAGAGAAGGAGGAGUUAACGUACGAGAUGCUGAUCUUGGAGCCGCGGGCAUCUGAUGAUGAGACUCUGGAGUCUGAGGCCUCCAUAGGAACGGCGGACAGCUGUGAGAACCUUAACAUGGACCAUGAAGGAGCUGCCUCCAACCCCUCUGGAGCCUACCGCUCCCGGUUGCUUGAAACCAAGAGCCGCCGAGGACUCCGGAGACAACCAGAGUCUUUGGACUCGGUUGACUCUGUCUUGUCCAGCGCCUCCUCCUCGCUCUCCUCCUCGUCCUACCACCCCUCCUCCUCCUCUGUCAUCUCUGCGUCCCCCAACUACCGCUUUCGCUCCUCCUCAUCUGGGCCUCUGCUCUCCUCAUGCUCCCUGGGGCUGGGUGCCCCCUUAGCGGAAUCCGAGGGGGACCCGAGAGGAGCUGUGGGGGUGAAGAGUCGCCACCGGAUCCGGCUGAGCAGGAGCUCGCCGCGCGAGUCCUCCGAGGGCCACCGGAGGGAGUCGGACUUCAGCUCGCCGCCGCGACAGCUGGUUCUGUAUGGCAGUAACGAGUUCAUGGUAUGAAGGAAAGCUGCGGGGAGACAUCCGAGCCUCCUUCAGUCCGCCAACGCCGGUAGAGUGUGGAGGGGAAGGAUGGGGGGAGUGAAGCUGGACUGGGAAUGAGCUGUGUGGGCACCCAUCUCUCACUGCUGCCUUCCCCAGCUGUGCCCGCCUCUCCUCCCGCUUCCACACGCCAGUCUCGCCUUGGAGGACCGUGACAGUCCCCACAAUGCAGUUGGGUGCCGUCCCCUCUGCUGGACGAGGCGGAAAGAGUGUUUGAAGGAAUGAAAGAAGUAAGCCUGCGAGCUGAACUGGAGUGUUGGAAGGAAGGUUAACGGCAGUGGAAGACAGCCUUGGUCCUGAAAUGCAACAGCUUAAAUGUCUUGGAGGACCAUGUGUGUUCAGAUACGCCCUGUUGUCAGUUGUGGGAUUGUGGUUUAUAAAGGGACACGGUGGUCUGUCCUUCUGAGGUGUAGAGAGAACGGUGACUCUUAGAAAGAGAAUGAGCCAGGACAGGAUGAGAGCGAUCGCCUUGACGUCCAUGCCUCUUGACCCCUGCUGGAGCUUCAGGGGGAUGGGGAGGAAGGAGAAAAUGAGAUGCAAAGCCAGUGGGCCCCGCCCUCUUUUGAGUGGAGGUCUCAUGUGACUCGAUAGUAGAACUAAGAGGACUGGUGGCCAUUUUGAUACGUACACCUCACCUACUCUCGCGUCCGCUUUCACGUUUACACGAUAUGGCCCAUCCAUGAGGCAGCAUGCUCCUUUAUUUACUUGUUCCUAUGCCUGUUUAAAGAGACUAUGGUGAUUAUGUGUAAUAAGAUAAUAUUAUGUUAUCAAGAUAUGGAAAUAGAAGAAACUCCAGUUCUGCUGGGUUGUCCGAUGUUUAUAAUAGAUGUCCCUUGCCAAGUGUUUUUUUUUUUUUGCAAAGUGAAGUGUAUGGGAUUCAGGUCAUAGUAUUGUUUGUCUGUGUUUUGUUUAAUUUUAACAGAGCCAUUUGAUCUGUUCAGUUGGUGCCACUUCUCACGUGAAGUCGCGCAACAGAGGGACACGCAUCCAUGCAGACUCUUAAGUUAGGAUCAUCACAGCACUGUUGCCAUUGUUACUGAUACUGCGACUACAGUGUUCAAUGUUUGUCAGCCAUAAUGUAUUGCAAUGCCUUUACCUGGUCUCUGUUCCCUUCCGAAUCUUAUGUUGAUUCAACAUUUACCGUAUGUUGAUCCUACGUUUGUUCUGAAACGUCAGUGUUAAAAAUAACCAAAUCAGGACUUGAAUUUUUUUCGUAUUUUUAUAUUAUUAUUAUUAUUAUUGUUGUUGUUUUUGUUGUUGUUAUAGCUGCCAUUCAUGUUGUCGUCACUUUUGUUGUUUGUCAUUACUUUCAUUGUAUUGGUGAUUUUGAUGAAAGCGAUUUUUGUUGUCUAGCUGUACAAUUUUUUUGGUCUCACGACCACUCCAUCCAGUUGAUGUCAAUACCGUCCUUACGAUGCCCACAGUCCUGAUAUGUUUAUCCUAUACAACCUAUAGGUCAUAUCCUUAGCCUGUAACUCUAUCCCUAUAGGUUUAAAUUGGUUAAAUAAUAAAUUAAGCUUUACAUCCUUAACACUACCAGGCUUUAAUAAACAUUAGCAUUUACUCAUUGCUUUCAUGUGCAAUUGAAAGCCUUAAAUAGUGGCAAUCAGUUUCAUCCCGUCCAGUGCAUCUGGACAGAAAAUAGCAUCUAUAUCUCUGGGUACACUGAUAAGAGAAAUGCUUCUAUAAUCUGUCUAUACCAUUCAAUACCUUAUGUGUGUCCUGCAGGAUAUUAUAUGUUGGGAGCUGGUCUAUAUAUGUAUCUCUCCUUAGCUGUGCUUAACCUAGGGUUAAAGCAGUACUCUAUUUUCUUGAUGUCCCCGUACUGCACUUGCCAUCCUAUGCUUUACGACCUAGCGCACAUUUAAAACGCCACAUUCUCAAUCUUGUCAUAGACGGGACUUGAUCGCACAAUGGUCAUCAUAAUUAUUAGAGAAUGUGUAUGUUUGGCUGAAAAGCUUGCUUAUUCAGUGUGAUCUGUCAAUUAGAAUCUCCAUUCUGUCCCAAAUAGGUAGAGGUUUGAUUGCCAGUUGGUCUGUACUAUUAGGGUGGAAUUGCAACUCAUGGUGGUCAUUUGGGAAAAGGCACUUCAACCUGUCACAACCAAACCCAGGUCAUAUGCAAUAGGCACCAACCGGAAGCAAGCAGGUAGAGACUACAUAAACAUUCUAUCAUUAGGAAUUGCUUGUGUCAAUUUUAUGCUGCAAAGAAUUCCGCUACAGUGUGCCCUAAUCAGCAGGACCCCAGUUAUCUGAAAAGCAGUCAGAAGUUCAGUGUGAGAGAGAUGAAUACUUUGGUUUGUUGAGAGACAUGGGAGAACUUACCGUUUAUACUGGUCAAACAACCACAAGCUAAACGUUGACUGUAUUUGUACACCUUAAAACUGGCACUGUCCAUGGCAUCCUACUAAAGUGAAUGUACCUAUCACUGGAAGGCAAUGCUCUGCUUUCUCUUUGCGUUUUGUUGUUCUUUUUAUAUACAGUGUGUAUAUUGUAUUUAUGAUCAUGCUUAUGAGUGUACAUUGAAAAAAUGCCUGUUAUAAAAAGGAUAUAUUAUCCUGUGUACAACUCCUCAUAUAAUGUUAAUCAUGUUAAAUGUUUUUUACAGGCUGAAAAAGUCUCAUGUUUGUGCUACUGCAAAAGUCCAACUUGAGCAAUUGUAUCUCUUUUUUUGUGUGAGCUACUCUGGACACAGUUGUAUGUAUAAGGUGUAAUUUGUGUAAUAUUUCUUUUAAAAAGAUUGCCAUGUCUACAGCUGUAAAAAUAAAAAAGGAAAAAAAAGAAUUUAUGAUGAAAAAAUGCUUAGUAAAAAAGCAAAACUGGAACCAAACUGGUGUGAAUUGUUAUUAAAUACAAGUAGCUCACUCACAGUAGAAAACAAUGAUGUAUUUGGACAAUGGCCAAUGUUUUGUUUUUUUGGGCUCUGCAAUUCCAGCAUGUAUAGAA
Esox lucius (northern pike) is the source of this 11426-nucleotide messenger RNA. RefSeq names its product myosin IXAb (gene myo9ab). The record is from RefSeq and is a predicted model, not a curated record. The transcript has 44 exons. The coding region runs from base 856 to 8442 and encodes 2528 amino acids. Lineage: Eukaryota; Metazoa; Chordata; Actinopteri; Esociformes; Esocidae. Gene Ontology annotation, cellular component: myosin complex. Gene Ontology annotation, molecular function: microfilament motor activity; ATP binding; protein binding. Gene Ontology annotation, biological process: intracellular signal transduction.